GGGUGAGGCUGGCUCUGCUGAUGGCCCCCUCCAAUUUACCCCCACCACCACCCCCCCAAGGUAUACUUCGACCUGCGGAUCGGUGAGGAGGAUGUGGGUCGCGUCGUCAUUGGGCUCUUCGGCAAGACAGUGCCCAAGACAGUGGAGAACUUCGUGGCUUUGGCCACCGGAGAGAAAGGAUUCGGCUUCAAGGGCAGCAAGUUCCAUCGUGUGAUCAAGGACUUCAUGAUCCAGGGAGGAGACUUCACCCGUGGAGAUGGCACUGGAGGAAAAAGUAUUUACGGGGACCGCUUCCCCGAUGAGAACUUCAAGCUGAAGCACUACGGCCCCGGCUGGGUGAGCAUGGCCAACGCCGGCAAGGACACCAACGGCUCCCAGUUCUUCAUCACCACGGUGAAGACGCCGUGGCUGGACGGCAAACACGUGGUGUUUGGCAAAGUGCUGGAGGGCAUGGACGUGGUGAGGAAGGUGGAGAACACCAAGACAGACAGCCGGGACAAGCCCCUGAAGGACGUCGCCAUCGCUGACUGCGGCACCAUCGAGGUGGAGAAGCCAUUCGCCAUCGCCAAAGAGUAACCCACCCUCCGGGCUCCGCAGCGAGGGGGCUGGGGGCUGCCCCGCUCCCCCCUCCCCACAUUCCCCUGCUGUCCCCGAGGUGGGGGAGCAGCAGCAGAGCCCCCCGUGUCCCCGCUGCCCGGCCUCCCCCUGCACCCUUCUGGCCGGCAGGACAGGGCGCUGGCUCCUCUUCCCAUCACUUUUGUAAGAAGCACAUGCACCAAUAAAUGUGACCAAUGUGUUUUUUAAA
Messenger RNA from Calidris pugnax (ruff), 805 nucleotides. RefSeq names its product peptidylprolyl isomerase B (cyclophilin B) (gene PPIB). Gene Ontology annotation, molecular function: peptidyl-prolyl cis-trans isomerase activity. Gene Ontology annotation, biological process: protein peptidyl-prolyl isomerization. The transcript is spliced from 4 exons. Gene Ontology annotation, cellular component: intracellular membrane-bounded organelle. The coding region runs from base 226 to 576 and encodes 116 amino acids. Lineage: Eukaryota; Metazoa; Chordata; Aves; Charadriiformes; Scolopacidae. The record is from RefSeq and is a predicted model, not a curated record.